Molecule: messenger RNA, 1682 nt
Organism: Chara braunii
Lineage: Eukaryota; Viridiplantae; Streptophyta; Charophyceae; Charales; Characeae
Source: the annotation of a GenBank genome assembly
GCAGCAGUUUCAACAUCUGGAGUUUCCCCGAACUGCAGUGUAGUCAGAGAUUGUCAUUCUUUGAGAAUGGCGGUGGAUUAUGUCAAGAGUGGGAUGGUCUUGGGGCUGGGAACAGGCUCCACUGCAGCAUUUGCUGUUGCAAGGAUCGGAGAGCUCCUGCAGAAUGGGACAUUGAAGAACAUUGUGGGAAUUCCAACCUCAAAGAGAACGGAAGAACAGGCUGCGUCUCUUGGCAUUCCACUCUCUGGCCUGGACGAUCAUCCAGUGAUCGAUUUGGCAAUUGAUGGGGCUGAUGAAGUCGAUCCGGACCUUAACCUCGUCAAGGGACGUGGUGGGGCUCUUCUUCGUGAGAAGAUGGUUGAGAUGGCCUCGAAAAAGUUUGUUGUGAUCGUCGAUGACACAAAGUUGGUUGAUGGGCUAGGAGGUAGUGGUUUGGCAAUGCCCGUGGAGGUCGUACAGUUCUGCUGGAAGUACAAUUCAUACAGGCUCCAGAAUCUUCCUGAGAUUGCAGGCUGUGAGGCUCGUCUGAGGAUGGAUGGUGACAAGCCAUAUGUGACUGACAAUUCAAACUACAUCAUCGAUCUGUACUUCUCGACUCCGAUCAAGGACGCUCAAGCUGCAGCGAAGGCAAUCUCAUCGUUGGAAGGGGUGGUUGAUCACGGUCUGUUUCUGGACAUGGCAACUGCCGUUAUAAUUGCGGGGAAGGAAGGAAUCGAAGUGAAGGAGCGUUGAUUGGUCGACUUGACGUGCACUUGUGCCUCCUAUCUCUCAAGGAGAGAGAGAGAGAGAGGGUCUUCGACAUUCUUCCUCACUUCGUUUGCAACGAACUGAGUCAUAUCAUAGGGUUCGUUAUCUGCUUGAUAACCCCUUGUGUUGCACGCAUGCGCUGUGGCCAAGAAAGACUGUCAUCAAGAGUUGUUGAGAUGGGACGGACACGGCGUGGACUUAUAUGAUGGUAAGUUGGCGUCCGACAACAACGAAAGCACGGCUUGCAAUAUAAUAGCUCUGUUAGGAUUGAUGGGGGGCUUCUGAGUCGUGUCUGAAUUUUGCCCAAUUCUGAAGUUCUGAAGUUUGUCGUAGUAAUUUCCUAAGUAGCUCCAAUUUUUCUUAGCCAAAGCCCCAGGUAAUGGCGCCGGUAUCUCAAACUUUCAAAAUUCGAUGUAAAUUUCCAUAUGGGACGCUGGGCCCGGUUCCCAGCACAUGCUGCUCCCCACGAAUAGAUUGGAGCCUUGUUCCCAAAAAAAAAAAAAACGUCUCACUGCUUGAUAAAGCCCUUGUUGCUUUCAAAAAAAAAAAAAAAAAAGCCCUUGUUGUGCCCGGCGUAUCCGCUGUGCCCAAGAAAGGCCAUCAACAAGAGUUGUCGGGAAGGGACAGGAGAAGGGACACUCCGUGGACUUAAUAUGAUGGUAAGUUGGUCUCUCAGGCAGCGACGGAAGCACGACUUGCAAGCCUGCAAGUGUACCUCUGUUAUCUCUGGCCAACGUCCGGUGUUAGUGGGUUUGAAGAGGGGUGGUUCGACUGGUACAUCUUGGCUUCUCCACAUUGCAGGUUUUCUGCGCGUCCAUGAGCUGAUACUUGGUACACAGUGGCAAGCACCGGGCAUCAAAAGAAGAGGAAGGGAGAGCGGCGGAAACCGACAAAAAGAGAGGGGAACAAGCAGGGUGUGUGCAUUAUAUUUCAGA